AUGGCAUCCAACCAAGGCAAUGGCACUCUCUAUACCUUUCCUGGUAACUUUCGUGCAUACAAAGCUCAAAUUGCUGCCAAAUACAGCGGAGCUAAAGUAAAUGUUGCUGACGAAAAUAAAUUCAAAAUGAAUGAAACUAAUAAAUCAGCAGAAUUUAUCAACAAGUUUCCAACGGGCAAAGUACCAGCUUAUGAAAACGACGCAGGUGUUAAAUUAUUUGAAGCCAAUGCAAUCGCUUUUUUUCUUUCUAAUGAACAACUUCGUGGAAACACAUUAGCCGAACAAGCUCAAGUUCUUCAAUGGAUUAAUUUUGGUGAAUCUGAUAUUAAUCCAGCAUCAGCAACAUUGGUGUAUCCAUGCAUGGGCAUUAUGCAAUUCAAUAAGCAAAAUAAUGAACGUGCAAAAACUGAACUAACACAUAUUUUACAAUUACUUAACAAUUAUCUUCGUACAAAAACAUAUCUUGUUGGCGAACGCAUUACACUAGCUGAUAUUGCUGUUGCUUGUGAUUUGCUUUUACUUUUUCAAUGGAUAAUCGAACCAAGUUUACGAGAUCCUUAUCCAAAUGUAACUCGAUGGUUCGUAACAUUGAUUAAUCAACAGGAAUUCCAAGCAGUUAUUGGUAAAGAUUUUAAAUUAUGUGAAAAAACAGCUCAAUUUGAUGCUAAAAAAUAUGCUGAAUUUUUGCACAGUGAACAACAACCACAAGCAGCUGCUAAAAGUGCUCCAGCAACAACAGCUGAAGGUGCUAAAGGUGAAAAGAAGAAGGCUAAAGAAGAAAAACCAGCUAAAGAAAAAAAACCAGCUAAGAAAGAGGAAGAGGAAGAAAUUCCAGAUGACACUGAUGACGCUUAUGCUGAUGAACCUAAACAAAAAGAUCCAUUCGCUGAAAUGCCAAAAUCAUCAUUUAACAUGGAUGAAUUCAAACGUGUUUAUUCAAAUGAAGAUACAGCUACAAAAGCUAUACCAUACUUUUGGGACCAUAUUGAUAAAGAAAAUUGUUCAAUUUGGUUUUGCGAAUACAAAUAUCCAGAAGAUUUAGCUCAAAUAUUUAUGACAUGCAAUUUAGUAUCUGGAUUCUAUCAACGAUUAGAGAAAUUGCGUAAAAAUGCAUUUGCUAGUAUGUGUGUUUUUGGUGAAAACAAUAACAAUACUAUUGCUGGUAUUUGGAUUUGGCGUGGUCAAGGACUUGCAUUCCAACUUGCACCUGAUUGGCAAGUUGAUUAUGAAUCUUACACAUGGAAAAAAUUACCAAUUGAUGAUGAAAGUACUAAAAAAAUAGUUAAUGAUUAUUUUCUUUGGGAAGGUGAACAUAAUGGUAAAAAGUUCAACCAGGGCAAAAUUUUCAAAUAA
This is a messenger RNA of Rotaria socialis, 1353 nucleotides long. NCBI's taxonomy places the organism in Eukaryota, Metazoa, Rotifera, Eurotatoria, Philodinida, Philodinidae. The record is from the annotation of a GenBank genome assembly.